AUGAUAAACGGCGAGGAAAAACCCCUACGAAUAUUGUUGGUGGACUGUUACGAUUCCUACACCUUUAAUAUACAUGAUUUGAUUCAGCGUGCUUCUAGUAAAUGCUCCAUUACCACUGUACACUGGGAUACAGCUCGUCCUGAUCUGUGGGAUAGUCUUACCUGUUUUGACGCCAUCUUUGUAGGACCCGGUCCCGGAAACCCCUCUGAAUAUGCUUCUGUUUUUGAAAAAAUAUGGAACUCUGAUGUACCGACGCUAGGAAUUUGCUUGGGUUUCCAAUCUCUUGCUUUGCAUUAUGGAUGUUCAGUAGACAAAAUGCCUACACUUCCGUGGCAUGGAAGGAUUUCUAGCAUACUAAGCACGAACGAUUCGAUUUAUCGCAAUUUGCCUUCGGUCAAAGGAAUGCGAUAUCAUAGCUUGUAUGUUGAUUCUAUCCGCACUAAUGCUCUUCGAGUCCUUGCAAAGUCAACAGAAGAUCAAAUCGUAAUGGCAAUUGAGGCAAUAGAAAAGCCACAUUAUGGAAUCCUUUAUCAUCCAGAAAGCAUUGGAUCAUCUGAUGCCGUUAGCAUUGUGAGGAAUUUCUUCAAUGUUGUUGAAAAAUUUCGAACGGACAACUCUACAUCUUCCACGGAGACAGGCUUUGAUGUCCUAGAAAUUCAACCAUCUCCUUUCAUAAAAAAUCCGAAAACACCUUCAAUGCGGAUCUCUAGCCAAGAGAUACCGUGGACUGAUCCUCUGACGGUUGUUGAAUAUCUUAACAAUGCAGAUAAGCCAAUUUGUUUUUUGGAUUCAGCUAAAAAGCCAGGAAAGUUUUCCAUUAUCGGCUUUUUUGAGGGUCCUUUAUCUUAUUUUAUCCGUUACAAAAAAUGGAUAAAUACCACUUAUAUUGUGAAUUGUCAAAACAAUCUCGAGGAAACGUAUAAUGGGGAUUUUUGGGAAAUAGUUGCGAAAUUCAUGGAAGAGCAUAAAGCGUUCCCUAUUGAAUCGGCUUUACCAUUUCAUGGCGGCAUUAUCGGAGCAAUUGGCUACGAAUGCAGCGAUUAUUCUUCCAGGUCAAUAGCCGAAGCAUCAUCAUUUACCUACGAUACAAAAAAAAAUCAAAGGAAUUACGUUGAUGCUGAGCUUGCUUUUGUCGAUAGAUCAAUUGUGUUUGACCUUGAAGAAGAAAAAGCUUAUGUUCAAACAUUGUAUCCUUCAGAUGAUUCAUUACAAAUUUGGUGGGAAGACCUGCUUUUCGAUCUUCAAAAGUUUAGUAAAAAUAAACUCAAGCAUCAUGGUCAUGGAUCGACGAUAAAAAAACCGACUGAGCAGGAUUAUACUGACCGUGUGCGUAUUUGCCAACAAAGAUUACUAAACGGUGAUUCCUAUGAAAUGUGUUUAACAGAUACUACAUUUGCAUAUACCGAUCCAAAUUUUUCGGACUAUGACUUGUAUCUAAGUGCCCGUUCACAUAACCCAUCAUCUUUUGCCGGGUUUCUUCGUUUUCCUCAUUUAACCUUAUUAUGCUGCUCACCAGAAAGGUUUAUGAAAUACAAAGACUCAACAUGUCAUUUUUCUCCUAUCAAGGGUACUCUAAAAAAAGGUUCACAAAUGACCUACGAAGAAGCAAGAAGUAAACUAUUAAAUUCUAAGGAUACAGCAGAAUUGAAUAUGAUUAUUGAUCUCAUUCGAAAUGACUUACAUCAAUUGGCAAAGAAAGAUUCAGUUGAAGUUCCCCAACUCUAUCAAGUUGAGGAGCAUCCUAAUGUUUACUCUCUUCUAUCGCAUAUAUACGGCCAAGUAGACGAGUCUAUUACCGCAUGGGAUGUUUUAGCGAAGUGUUUCCCUCCAGGAUCCAUGACAGGUGCUCCUAAGUUAAGAACCGUUCGAAUGCUAGAGGAAAUAGAGCCCUACGGUCGUGGUAUAUAUUCCGGAACGCUAGGAUAUUGGGAUGUUACUGGUUCCUCAGAAUUUAACGUGAUAAUUCGAUCAGCUUUUAAGUACAAUGAAGACAGCCUAUGGAGAAUUGGGGCUGGUGGUGCCGUAACCGUCCUAAGUACUCCAUUAGGUGAAUAUGAAGAGAUGCUGUUAAAGGCUAACAGCAUUCUACCUGCCUUAUGUUUGAUUGCUCCUGAUCGGGAAAAAUAUUAA
Messenger RNA from Schizosaccharomyces osmophilus, 2130 nucleotides. It is a transcript of the gene abz1, whose product is annotated as para-aminobenzoate synthase. The transcript has a single exon. The record is from RefSeq and is a predicted model, not a curated record. Bases 1 to 2130 code for a protein of 709 amino acids. Lineage: Eukaryota; Fungi; Ascomycota; Schizosaccharomycetes; Schizosaccharomycetales; Schizosaccharomycetaceae. Gene Ontology annotation, biological process: L-tryptophan biosynthetic process.